UUUUAGAUGAGGACUAUAGUAAUGCUCUGAUAUACCUCACCACACACAAAGCAAACAAGGAGGCUGUAUCUAUAUCCCACAUCAAUAUCUCUAUCUUUUUUUCUCCUCUAUAUUAUUCUCACCCUUCACAACUCUUCUCCACACAUCUCUCUACACUACAGGAUUAGAUAUGAAAGGAGGUAGAUCAAAAGAAGAAGCCAAAAAGCCGGAAAGCAGGCUGGCGGUGAACAAGAGAAGCGCCGCAGCGGCGGUGAGUAAGAAGCCGGCGAAGAAAACCAAGCCGGAUAAGGAUCCUAACAAGCCGAAGCGGCCUGCCAGCGCUUUCUUCGUUUUUAUGGAGGACUUUAGGAAGACGUACAAGGAGAAGCAUCCGAAUAACAAAUCUGUAGCUGUUGUUGGGAAAGCUGGCGGUGAUAAGUGGAAAUCUAUGUCGGAAGCUGAUAAAGCUCCGUAUGUAGCCAAAGCCGAAAAGAGGAAAUCUGAGUAUGAAAAAACAAUGCUCGCAUAUAACAACAAAAAAGAGGCUGAUGAGAAGGAAGAAGUAGUCGAAGAAGAAGAGUCUGACAAGUCGAAAUCAGAAGUUCACGAUGAUGAUGAGGACGAUGAUGAGGACGAGAGUGGAGAGGACGACGAUGAUGACGAGUAAAGAAACGAUUGUAAACAGUUGAUGAGACACGACGUAAAAUUCAGCAACUACUAUAUAUCUUAACCGGGGAUGGGAUUAGUGUUCUCCCUCGUCAACUUCCUAAAUGAAUUCGGAUAAAUAGUUUGGUUUUAGGGGUCAAAUAUCUAAUGUUCUGCAGGAGAAUUGAUAUUUGGUUUCGGAACUUGUAUUUUGUCCGAAACUUUGUAAUAUCCUCCUCUCUGUACUUUGAUUCGGGCUUAAUAUAAAUUCAGCUAGUUGUUUA
Daucus carota subsp. sativus is the source of this 908-nucleotide messenger RNA. Its product is annotated as HMG1/2-like protein. Lineage: Eukaryota; Viridiplantae; Streptophyta; Magnoliopsida; Apiales; Apiaceae. The coding region runs from base 170 to 646 and encodes 158 amino acids. The record is from RefSeq and is a predicted model, not a curated record. The transcript is spliced from 8 exons.